Messenger RNA from Aspergillus ruber CBS 135680, 922 nucleotides. RefSeq names its product putative small nuclear ribonucleoprotein (LSM7). Gene Ontology annotation, molecular function: RNA binding. Bases 198 to 605 code for a protein of 135 amino acids. The transcript is spliced from 3 exons. The record is from RefSeq and is a predicted model, not a curated record. Gene Ontology annotation, cellular component: U2-type prespliceosome; catalytic step 2 spliceosome; spliceosomal tri-snRNP complex. NCBI's taxonomy places the organism in Eukaryota, Fungi, Ascomycota, Eurotiomycetes, Eurotiales, Aspergillaceae. Gene Ontology annotation, biological process: nuclear-transcribed mRNA catabolic process; mRNA splicing, via spliceosome.
UUACAAUACCAUUACACACGCACAAACACAGGCACAAGCCACGAGCGCCGAAUCUCUGCGAACCAACCAACCCCUCUCUGAAAAUCCCUCAUACAGUUCCCUCUCACAACGGCUCCUCUUUGUUCUACUUUGGGAGUUUGACCUGAUUACGCAUACCCUUAAUACCAACAGCCAACUCUAUUGCUCCGGUCUCCAACAUGUCCGAACGAGGCUCGUUCCGAGGUGGUGGUGGUCGUGGCCGCGGCGGAGGUUAUGCCCGGGGCGGUCAGCGCAGUGGCGGUGCAGGUGGCGGUACGGGCCAGCCACAUCAGCAACAGCAGGAGAGGCCCAAGAAGGAGAAUAUCCUUGAUCUGUCCAAAUAUAUGGACAAGGAAGCUAAGGUGAAGUUCAGCGGUGGUCGUGAGGUGACGGGAACGCUCAAAGGCUACGAUCAGCUUAUGAACCUGGUUUUGGAUGAUGUUAAGGAGUCUAUGCGCGAUGACGAGGGCAACGAGACGACUCGUGCCCUCGGGUUGAUCGUGGCUCGCGGCACCUUGAUCGUGCUGAUUUCGCCCGCCGAUGGUAGCGAGGAAAUUGCCAAUCCUUUUGCCCAGCAAGAGGAGUAAGCACGUGCUCUCUUUUUCAUCAUGCUUUUACUCUCAAGUCAGGAACCGGUGCUUCCGGUAUUCUUCCCCCCCCUGUUCAAUCCGCAAGACGAGGCGCGGUAGCAAUCAUCAUAGCUAGAGUAAUGAUUGGCUGCUAUCUGCGUCUUUCCAUCACAGCAUUAUCCUUUAUGCCAUAGCUGGCAGUCCUACGCCAAUAAUGAUCAUACGGAACGAUUGAAAAUGAGACACGUCCUCCCUCAUGUAUGUUUUGUUGGUUGUGUUACAUAAUACAUAGAGCGCAAUCUUAUCUAUGAUUGAAUGGAAUAAAAUAUGCAAAA